AUGGUCAUCAGGCCUGUUGCUACAGUAGAUCGGGAUGAUCGGGAUGGGCUGACGGAGAUCACUGCUGCAGAGAGGAAGGAAAUGGAGGAAUCUGUCCAGUCUCUGGCUCUCCCUGCAUGGCGGAAGGCAACUGAUGAGUUAAUGGAGAAAAACAGACAACUGGAGGAAAACAAGGAGACAAUGGAGGAGAAAGACUUGGAAAUGGAGAAGAUGAACCUGCAGUUAGAGGAGAAGAACAGAGAGAUGGAGAAGAUGAACCUGCAGCUAGAGGAGAAGAACAGAGAGAUGGAGAAGAUGAACCUGCAGCUAGAGGAGAAGAACAGAGAGAUAACUGAGAGAAACAAAAAUCUAGAAGAGGGCAGGAAGGCUCUUCAGGAGAAAGACAAACAACUGAAAGAUAAAGAUGUGGAAAUAGAGGAGAGGAAAAGACUUGUACAUGAGAGAGACAAACAGAUAGAAGAGAGAGAAAACAAAAUCAAGGAGAGAGACAAGAGGAUAGAGGAGAGUGAGAACAACUCCCAGGAGAAAACCAAACAAUUAGAGAUGAAAGACAAACUACUGCAGGGAAAGGACUUGCAGAUUAAAGAUGGAGAAAAUAAUCUCAAGGAGAACAUGCAACUUCUGGAGGAGAACAAAAAGAGACUGAUGGAGAGAGAGAAGAUGCUGGAGGACAAGAAAAGAGAGAUGGAGAAGAUGUUAAAACAACUAGAGGAGAACAAGAAAGAGGAGGAGAAGAUGACACAACAGCUAGAAGAGAAGAACAAAGGCAUGGAGAAGAUGAACCGACAACUUGAUGAGAAGAAUAAACUCCUCCAUCAAAGAGACACAGAACUGGGGAACAUGACCAUACGAGAGAGGGAGAGAGAGAGUUUACUGGAGAACAUGACUACACGAGAGAGGGAGAGAGAGAGUUUACUGGAGAACAUGACCUGUGAGGUGGAGACCAGUAAAAGACAACUGGAGUCACUGGAGAAGGAACUGCAGGACAGGAACAGCCAACUACAGGACCUGAGAACCCAACUGCAGGAACAAGAGAGGGAGCUGGAGGAGAGAAACAAACAACUGGAGGAGAAAGAGGAAGAUCCAGAUCCUCCUCCCAUCAGGAGAAGAUGGAGUAUGGAGGAGCCUCCAACAAUGGGAGGAGAGAGUCCUGGUCCAGCCCCCCCAGUGUCUCCUGCUGUGUCUGAGCUGAGGCUGGUGCUGCUGGGGGGGAGCACAGCUGGGAAGAGGGCAGCAGGAAACACCAUCCUGGGCACACACACACUCACACACACAUCCACAGAGACCCAGCACAGUGAGAGCAGACAGGGGGAGGUGGCUGGGAGACGGGUGACCGUGGUGGACACUCCAGACUGGUUCUGCAGUGAACUCUCUGAGAAGGACAUGAGACAGGACGUGGGGCUUUGUGUCCGUCUGUCUGCCCCAGGACCUCACGCCUUCCUCCUGCUGAUUCCAGUGGAGCCGUCUGAAGGGGAGGAGAGGAGGAUGCUGGAGAAAAUGGAGGAUAUUUUUGGGGAGGGCUGUUGGGGACACACACUGAUCCUCUUCACCCAUGCUGAGGGGCUGAGAGAGAGGAGUGUGGAGGAGUUGCUCCAGACAGGGAGCCAGGAGCUCCAGCAGCUGGUAGAGAAAUGUGGGAACAUGUGUCACCUUCUCAACGUUAAGGACAGGCCUGAUGAUACUAAGAUCACACAGCUGCUAGAGAAGAUAGAAGAGAUGGUGUCAGGAAACAGAGAGCAAUUCUAUAGCAGUGAGACCUACCAGGAGGCAGAGAGACAGCUCAGAGAGAUAGAGAGAAGGAUGCAGAAAGAACGAGAGGUGGAGGAGAGGAAACUGAGGGAGGAGAGAGAGAGAAGAGAGGAACAUGAUAAAAAUGUGCAGGAGUCUCUGAAGAAGAUGGAGGUAGAGAUUCAGCAGCAUGAAACAGAAAUCAGGACAUUGAAUGAGAAAACGACAGAACUGGAGAGAACGAUGAAAGAAGAGAGGGAUGAGGAGAAGAAGAGAGAGAUAGAAAGUGAGUUAAAGAGAGAGAUUACACAGAGAGAGGAGAUGGAGAGAAAGCUGAACAGAGUGAGAGAAAAGAGAGAAAGAGAGAAGAGAGAGAUGGAGGAGAGGCACAGAGAGGAGAUGGAGGAGAUGAGAGAGAGCUAUGAGAGAGAGGCCAGGACUGAAGCAGAGAGAAACCUCAUGAAGAUCAUCCUGCCUCAACUACAGAGAAACAUCAGCAUCAGCAAGGAGAAGAUGGAGGCAGAGUUCAACAGACAGCUGCAGGAGAAGAACAGAGAGAUGGAGGGACUGUUGGAGACUGUCCAGAGACUCAGUCGACUGGUGGAGGAGGCUGAUCAGAGAAGUUCAGUUCAUAGCUGAGAUAUGGAGAGGAGAGAGAUCAGAGGGGUGACACUGGCAGAGAGGAGAGGGGGAGAGAGAGAGAGGAGAGGAGGAGGAGAGAGAGAUCAGAGGUGUCUUUAAAAAAUAGCCAUCCUUUCAGGAGAGACAGUUUCAUCAGCUUGGGCAGAAAGAAAAUCACAAUCACAUUUCACAAUAUCAUAACCUGAAGGAUCUAAGCAUUACUAAAGCUCACAUUUCUACUUUCCUUUAUUGUGUUUAUUUGUUUAUGUUCUGAAUAAAUAUGUUAUUGAUCUGUGGUGUAUGCUAAUUGUAAGAGAAAUCAGGGGAACAUAGGUUAUUCCAGCAUCUCUGUGAUUGUUCCUUGUGAGACAAAUGGUUUGUUCCAUUCAAAUUAACCCAUGUGUGUGUGUGUGUGUGUGCGUAGGCUGUAACCGGUCUGCCUUACCCAGA
Molecule: messenger RNA, 2799 nt
Organism: Alosa sapidissima (American shad)
Lineage: Eukaryota; Metazoa; Chordata; Actinopteri; Clupeiformes; Clupeidae
Product: trichohyalin-like
Exons: 9
Coding region: 1-2367 (788 amino acids)
Molecular function (GO): GTP binding
Source: RefSeq, a predicted model, not a curated record